Recurvomyces mirabilis is the source of this 1935-nucleotide messenger RNA. RefSeq names its product 25S rRNA (adenine2142-N1)-methyltransferase. Gene Ontology annotation, cellular component: nucleolus. Lineage: Eukaryota; Fungi; Ascomycota; Dothideomycetes; Mycosphaerellales; Teratosphaeriaceae. The coding region runs from base 1 to 1935 and encodes 644 amino acids. The record is from RefSeq and is a predicted model, not a curated record. The transcript has 2 exons. Gene Ontology annotation, molecular function: rRNA (adenine) methyltransferase activity.
AUGGCAGAGUCGAAGAUCACGAACGGCGUAGCCAAGCGCGCUCGCCUUGCCAACGGACGUCCACCGACAGCAGCAAAGCCAAAGACGAGCCUUUCCUCCAAGCAGACAGCAAAGCAGAUCCGGACCUAUCAUCAAUUGAACAGAAAACUCGCCCUAGCACAGUCCAAGGGCAACGAUGCAGAGGUCUACGAGCUCAAGAAGCGUAUGGAGGAGCUCGGCGGCCUCAGAAUCUACCAGCUUGCCAGCAUUCAAGGCCAAGCCAACGAUCGUGGUGGCGACUCUUCGACUGUGCUCAUGGAAUGGCUGAAGCCUGUGGCCAAGGAUAUGGCGUCCAGCAGCAAGAAGGUGCGCUUGCUGGAGGUCGGUGCGCUAUCUACGAGUAAUGCCUGUUCGAAGUCUGGACUCUUCGAGAUUCAGCGCAUCGAUUUGAACUCGCAGGCUGAAGGCAUUGUUCAGCAAAAUUUCAUGCAGCGCCCAUCGCCGACUCAUGACCACGAGAUGUUCGAUGUCAUAUCACUCUCGCUUGUGCUCAACUUUGUCCCGGACUCCGAGGCACGAGGCGAGAUGUUGAAGCGUACUUGCCAGUUUCUUGUCGCCCGUACGCUUCCUGAACGAUUGAAAGGCAUCUUCCCUGCCCUAUUCUUGGUACUACCAGCUUCAUGUGUCACGAACUCACGAUAUAUGAACGAGGAGCGUCUGACGUGCAUGAUGGCAAGUCUAGGCUAUGUGCUACUACAGCGAAGGCUGUCCGCGAAGUUGGUGUACUACCUGUGGCAGAGACGUGAUGGGCCCGUGGUCAAGGAGCAAGAUUUUUUGAAAACUCAAGUCAAUCCCGGAGCUGGACGGAACAACUUCUGUGUGGUGUUGAAGCGUACUGUUGCAGCUACUGAGAAGAACGAGUAUGGCCUACAGCCACUUGCACCCUACGAAGCAAGCACUUUUGCAAACGAUCCGCUGUUCCUGGAAGACCCUUUCCACGGCCAAUUGGCGUCACCAGGCCAGCCCGACGAUGACUUCGCUAUGAUCGACUCGGAUGUGGAGAAAACAGCAAAAUUGAGUCAGCUACAGCGGCAACAAUACCCACAGUUCGCUAGUCACAUCAACUCUACGGGCAACUUCUCCUCGUGGCUACCCGAAGGUUUCCAACUUACUAACAGGGAUCGCCAGCAACAGCAGUAUCCCAUCAAGACCUCACUCGGCCCAAGCGAGCCUGCCCUUCAAGUGCCUUCCUCUUCCCAGCCAAGCAGCCGCAAGAGAUCGUACGAGUUCGACCCGACCAACACGAGCACACCCACCUUUCGCUUACCAUCCACUCCCAAGCCGAGCAGCGAUCAUAGGCAAUACGCCAUCGACCUCACGAAUGUCAACACACAAGCUCCAGUGGCGAAGAAGAAGAAAACCAAGCGUAUGACGACACCGACCAACCCAGCAGCAUACACUCCGAGCCUACCGCCAACCCCUGUCGCUUCACCCUAUGCACAGGCAAGAGCAUAUCAGCAACAGUCAGCUUCGAUCUCCCACCCACCUCAAUACAUCGACAUCUCCGCCACCGCCAACAUCACAAACAUGGCACAAAGCCUGACCCAAAAGCUCAACGGCCAGGCUUCCGUCACAGGUCUUCUCCGUGACCUCGCCACCCGAGUCAACGAGCAAGAUCAGACCAUCCAGGUAUUGCGCCACGAGCUCAGUCAUUUGCGCCAGCACGUGGACUCCACCUUCACGAACUUCGCCGAGCAGACUACCAAGGCGAACAGAGCACUUGAGGAGAAGUGUCAAGAGGUCAUCGACGCAAGGGACGAGGCAGAUAUCUUGCGUGAGAUGCGGUCAGCGGGUGGUGCAUAUGGUGGGCCGAAGUUUCAGGCUCCGGUCAAGCAGCCGAGCAUGCUUCACUCUAUGAUGCCUGGUUCUUGGACCGGUAAUGCGUCUCAGAGGUAG